Messenger RNA from Hirundo rustica (Barn swallow), 1526 nucleotides. RefSeq names its product IQ motif containing D (gene DRC10). The transcript has 5 exons. NCBI's taxonomy places the organism in Eukaryota, Metazoa, Chordata, Aves, Passeriformes, Hirundinidae. The record is from RefSeq and is a predicted model, not a curated record. Gene Ontology annotation, molecular function: protein binding. Bases 266 to 1495 code for a protein of 409 amino acids.
GGAAAGGCCCCGCCCCCUCAGGUCCCCUGGCAACGAGAGGCGCUGACGGCGGGACCGGGACCGGGACCGGGACCGGGACCGGGAUCGGGAUCGGGAUCGGGAUCGGGACCGGGAUUGGGACUGAAGUGAAAAUCCAAGAAGGGAGAUUAUGUGACAGCAGCAGCACAGGGACCGCGAUUUUCUUCCACAGUCUCAUCUUGUAGAAGAGCUGCCGUGUCCUUUCUAGACCUGAAACCACCCAGGCCACUGGUGUUUAACUGAAUCCAUGGCCACUGGGGAUCCAGCUGCAUUCCAGGCACCCUUGUUGAAGCAAAGAACCUUGGUGAAAGGCACAACUCCAGGGAGGGCAGGGAUCCCAUUAGGAGUCAUGAAGGUGUUAGAUCCACGCCAGUUACAGCCUGAUACCACAGAGACAGAAAGAAUCCUAAAUGUCUUGGAUGAGACCAUUGUCAAGCUGGAGAUCACCAGGCUGAUCCCACGGAUUAUUGGCUCCCUGGAGAGGUAUGCUAGGAUGCUGGGACCUGAGAUCACCAGCAGACUUUUGGAGCAUCAGAAGCUUUCAAUGGAAAUACAGCACCUGCUCGCCAGCCCUGGAGAUGAGGAGACCAAGAGAGCUGCGGAGCAACGCCUGAAAUGUUCCCUGAGAAACAUCCUGAGGCUCCUCCUGGCCAACCCUUUGCUUUACCAUGGACUGAAAUACAAAGUUCGGGUGAGAGAGUCACCAGCUGAUGUGUUUAUCAAAGCCUUUAUGGAAUUCCGGGAUUUCACACUCGAGAAGCUCCUGACCAGUCCUGAUGAGGAGAAGGAGAAGAUUCAAUUCAUGAAAGACAUUUCCCUCCAGGUUGAGAAAAAUACGGAAACAAUCUCAGCUCUGCGGGAAGAGCUGGCAGCAGUCAUCCAGACUCGAGAUGAGGAGCUUAACAAGAAGGACAAAACAAUCGAAAACCUCAAAACCAGCAUGGAAGAUCUGGCCAAGGACUGCAAGGCUGAAAUCCAGCACAUCAUGGAGGAAGGGGAAAAUCAGCAAAAAGAGGAUGAGAAAGCCUCCCAGGACAGGUGUGCCAGGCUGAAACAGGAGGUUCAGCUCCUGGGAGCACGGUUCAAUGCACUGGUGCUGGAGCAUCGAGCCUCAGAGCUGGUUGUCAGGAAGGAAAAGUGCAAAGCGGAAAGGGAAAUUCAGAAAUGGGUCCAGAAAUACGACAUAGACAUGGCAGAAAAACAGGCCACAUAUGACGAGCUCCAGGCUGUCUACAAUGACGAGAAGGAGCAGUUGUCCCUGCUGAUGGAGAAACACGCGCUGCUGCUCCAGGAGUACACGGAGAUUGAGGAGGAGCGCAGGAUGCUUAAGGAGAAGGAGGAGGAAGCUGCACGGGAAGAGGCCAGGAGGAACAAUGCUGCCACCUGCAUCCAGGCCUUCUGGAAAGGCUACUUAGUGCGGUCCAUCUACAAGUCAAAACUAAAGAAGGGCAAGGGCAAACGCAAGGGCAAGAAAUAAAGCCCCAAAUCCCUUUUCUCUCCCUGGCAAA